AUGGGAAGUGGCGAUUGGAGAUUCGCUACUAACUCCUUUGCUGCUCAUGCUGGCGCGUCAGCUCUUGCCAGCGCAGUUCCCCUUCCCGGGGGAUCGUUGCCUCCUCCUUUCUCGUACGCGCGGGGAGCAGAAUUAGCAGCCGGAGGGGUGGGGGGAGGUGGGGGGGGAGAAGGAGGGGGAGGAGGGGGAAGGGGAGAGGAAGGGAGAGAAGGAGGGGGAGGGAGGGCGGGGGAGGUGGAUGAUUUGGCUGCGCGCGUGCGACUUGAGACAGCACUGGGGGACAAUCUCAUCAGGCAGGCGCUUGCUUUGCUGCAAGACGGGAGGGAUGGAGGAGAGGGGCUAGUAGUUGCAGGCGGGUUGGAUGGCGCAGGAGGGGCUGAGGGGGUGGGAGUAGGAGGGGCGAACGAGGAGGCAGCAGUAGGGAACCAGCAAGGAGGGGUUGCUUCUGGCUUGGCAGCUGUUGGGUACUCAAGGGCUGGUCUGAUAGGCCAUGGCGGAGAGUCAGACAGGAAGCGAGCAGCAGAGGAGGAGGGUCAAACCCUCAUCCCCCACAAGCGGCAGCGCGCACCUGCAAAACCAGCCGCCGCCGAAAUCCCUGCGGACGGCUGGGAGUGGCGCAAGUACGGGCAGAAAGCUACACUCGGGCAGCUGUACCCGCGGAGUUAUUUCCGGUGCGCGUUCCGGGGCGGCGGGCCCCCGUGCAUGGCCAAGAAAUGGGCUGAGAGGUGCAAUGAGAACCCGUCAAACUGGAGAAUUAAGUACAUGUCGGAGCAUAACCAUGCCAAGCCGCCGCCCCGGCCGGUUACGAUCACGAUAGUGCAUGAUGGCAUGGGCGUGGACUCGUGUGGAGGGGCGAUUGGAGCUGUAGGGUCACCGUUGCCGGCACUCAGUGGCACCUCCCCGCUUGCCCCGCCUGCCAAUCCUGGUUCUGGUGGUGCUGCUGCUGCUGCUGGUGCUGCCGCUGCUGGUGCUGCUGGUGGUGAUGCUGCUGCUGGUGGUAGUGCUGGUGGUGCGAUGGAAACAAAUGCUACUGCUGGUGGUCUGGUUGCUCAGGAGAUUGAGGUGCCUUCCCCUGGCAUGCUGGCGGAGAUGAAUGCUGAGAGGGGGAUGAUGGAGGAUAUCAGGGGGGAGCAUGCGGGUGAGGAGGAGGGAUGA
This is a messenger RNA of Closterium sp. Yama58-4, 1155 nucleotides long. The record is from the annotation of a GenBank genome assembly. NCBI's taxonomy places the organism in Eukaryota, Viridiplantae, Streptophyta, Zygnematophyceae, Desmidiales, Closteriaceae.